This is a messenger RNA of Paramormyrops kingsleyae, 7669 nucleotides long. It is a transcript of the gene gpr158a, whose product is annotated as G protein-coupled receptor 158a. The record is from RefSeq and is a predicted model, not a curated record. Gene Ontology annotation, molecular function: G protein-coupled receptor activity. Gene Ontology annotation, cellular component: membrane. Gene Ontology annotation, biological process: G protein-coupled receptor signaling pathway. Lineage: Eukaryota; Metazoa; Chordata; Actinopteri; Osteoglossiformes; Mormyridae.
AGGAGGGCGGAGUGUGUUUGUCGCUGAAGUGUGAGCUGAGACUCUGUACAUCCCAGUAAUCGGAUUUUUUUAAAAGCCCGGUGUCGGUCUGCUAUAUGUCAAGCAAUCCCUAUAGCUAAGAAUGGCAUCAGGGAACUAAUGAGCAGUGAUCUCUAGUUUCAUGUACGGAUCUAAAUGAUUUUCCCCCGCUAUAAUAAUAUACAGACGUAAACAAGCUCGACCCGCUCUGUAACUGGAAAAGGGUUUUUUUAACCUGCGGAACCGAGACCAUCUUUACCAUAUACUCAGGAGCCGACGGGAAAAGACGUCUGGAUUCACUUAUCCACAGGUGAACGCGAUCCGGUGCGCUAAUUAAUCCAGAUUUUACCCCUUUGCUCCUGCGUAUAAACUGAAACAUCCUAUUCAAUCCAGACGGGAAGAGGUAUGGCUGUUUAUCUGCUUUCGUUACUCUUGCGAGUGGGAUUUGUUAUCGGAUCGAAUUAUAGGCAUGAUAAAUGGUCGGACCAUGAGAGGGAGUCUGAGAUCAGAGCAAAGCAGCCUAUCUAUAACACUCCUAUUAACAGCCAAGAACAGCUUCAUCAUUUGCCUCGUCUGUUUAAACCUGGAACGGAGCAAUCCGCCUUCCUACAGAAAAUCGAGGAGGACCUGCCCAAGGUGGUCAUGGCUUUCCUUCACACAGGAGAUCCGUCGACGUUGAGGCAUGCAAACUGUUCCAGAAGGUAUGAGUUGAGCGGACUCCGCGGUCCAGCAUACACUAGUUCAUACUCGUCCCUGCGCAGUGUGCUUGACGCGGUGGCACAAGCCGCCAACUUCUUGAACGUGAUCCUGCAAGCCAACAGGUCAAGACUACACAGCCUGCAGGGGGACUCUGAGUGGUACUGGGCGCUCGUCCGCAGCAUCCUGGAAGGGGACCACAAAAUCCAGCGGGUUGUCCUCACGUUCAACAAGGAUUUGCCAUUGCCGGGACACCACAUCUUCCUCCAGGCUACCAGAACAGAGAGUGGCAUUGUUCUCCAAGACCUCUCGUCCACGGCCCACCAUCGCCUGAGAAACAAGACUGUGGAAACAGAGUGGUUCAGUGAGAUCCGAGACAGACGCAAACACCACCUCCACCGGAGGGUCUUGAGCCAAGAAGUAAAGUCUCCUGAUGUAUCUCUGAGAGGAGACAGCUAUGUCCUUGAUAAAACUGAGAUCAAGUGGUCAGCGCCUUUCCUUGAGUGUGACAAAGGGACUUUCAUUCCUCAGUGGCUCCUCACCCUAUCAGCUGGCUUCUAUGGUCUGAAACAGAAUCAGGUUCCGGAAUUCAGGGGUGUGGUCCGGGUGGACGUCAGCCUUCAGGAUGUGGACAUCGACCAGUGCUCCAGCAGCGGCUGGUUUGCUGGGACUCACCGGUGUAACUCCACCAGCAUGGAGUGCGUGUCCCGCCCAGGCCACGGCUUCGUGCUGGACAAGUACAGGUGUGAGUGCAAGGAGGGCUUCUACCACCCCAGCCGAGUGACCACCAGCAGCUUCAAAAGGAAGGCGGAGAGGGUGGAGUCUUCAGGGAGGGACUCCUGGGAGGGCUCCAGCCACUGCCUGCCGUGCCGCGAGGGCUGCGCCUACUGCAAGGACGACACACCGUGCCACACGCAUGCCGACGGGCCCCUCCGCGUCGCUGCUGUCGUCUUCCAGGGGCUCUGCAUGCUGGCUGAUUUCUUCAGCAUGGUGGUGAUCUAUCGUUUCCGUGGCAACAAGUGCAUCAGAGCAUCGGGACUCGUGCUCCUGGAAGCCAUCUUGUUUGGCGCGCUGCUGCUGUAUUUUCCCGUUCUCAUUUUGUACUUUCAGCCCAGCACGUUCCGCUGUAUCCUCCUCAGAUGGGUUCGCCUUUUGGGUUUUGCUAUUGUCUAUGGAACGGUGACGCUCAAACUGUACAGGGUUCUGAAGGUGUUCCUGUCACGCACGGCACAGCGAAUCCCCUUCAUGACCAGUUGGAGGGUCCUUCACCUGCUCGCCGUCAUCCUUCUCGUCGUCUGCUGGUUCCUGGUAGCCUGGACCUUAGCCAUCUGCCAGAAUCUGGAACGGCAUGUACCACUCAUCGAUGUGGGCCUCACAGCUGAGGGCCUGCAGUUCAGCAUGUGCCUGCUAGACCGGUGGGACUACAUGAUGGCCAUUGCCGAGCUGCUCUUCCUCCUGUGGGGCGUGUACCUCUGCUACGCCGUGCGGACAGUACCCUCCGCUUUCCACGAGCCGCGCUACAUGGCCGUUGCCGUGCACAAUGAGCUCGUCAUCUCCGCAGUCUUCCACGUGGUCAGAUUCACAGCCGCCUCUGGACUCCACCCUGAUUGGACGCUGAUGCUGUGGUUUGCCCACACACACCUGACAGUGACAGUGACUAUCGGUUUGCUGCUCAUUCCAAAGUUCCUGUUCGCGGGCACGCCCACACGGGACGACAUCGCCACGGAGGCGUAUGAGGACGAGCUGGACAUGGGUCGGUCUGGGUCCUACCUGAACAGCAGCAUCACUUCUGCCUGGAGUGAGCACAGCCUGGACCCUGAGGACAUCCGGGAGGAACUGAAAAAGCUGUACGCCCAGCUCGAGGUCUACAAGAGGAAGAAGAUGCUGGCCAACAACCCCCAUCUGCAGAAGAAGAGAAGCUCCAAGAAGGGUCUGGGGCGUUCCCUCAUGAGGCGCAUCACAGAAAUCCCGGAAUCAGUGAGCCGGCAGUGCAGCAGGGAGGACAAGGAACUGGGGGAUCAUGGGAGUAACAGGAACAGCAUUUGCACCCUGAGAAAGAACCCAUUUGAGCCCUCCCACUCCACCAAGCCCAAGGAGGACUCUUUGAAGAACAAAGUCUUCUCCCUCAAGAAGUCCCAUAGCAGCUAUGACCAUGUAAGGAACCAAAGUGAAGACUCCAACAGUUCAGCCACUGAUAAGAUGGAGGUCUCCAAUGAGAACUCCCUGCUGGAGUCUCUGAUGGGCAAGAAGCUGGUUAAGAAAAAAUCUGCAGAGAAGAUCGAGGCCGAAUCCACAGAGUCUGUUCCUCUGGUGUGCAAGUCUGCCAGUGCUCACAAUCUGACUGCCGAUAAGAAGCCACUGCACCCCCGCACCUCUAUGCUACAGAAAUCCCUCAGCGUUAUUGCUAGCGCUAGGGAAAAAACUUUGGGGCUGGCGGGGAAAGCCCAGAAUGUGGAGGAAAACAAUAAGAAGAACCAUCAGAAGAGCAGAGAGGCCAAUACCCACCCAGACAUGGAAGAGAAACUGCCAGAAGAUUCCAUCGCCAUGACUCCAAGUCAGUAUGUGGAAAACAAGCAGCUGACCAGCAAGACCGGUAUAAUCAAACCCCAGGUUAGUGGAGGCCAGUCGUCCAUGUCAGGCGAAAUGUGGAAGAACAAAGAUCUAUACGACCUCUCUGAAGUAUGUCCCUGGGAAGUGGAGGACCUCACCAUGCCAUCUGAAAGCAAAAUGCAGAAACAUGUCUCCAUUGCUCCAGAGGAGACUACUUCAGUUCAUGGCAGUGGCACUAGAGGUAAGACAAAGCAGAAGUUAAGAGUCAUGGAUGAGCCUUUGUCAAACAGCAGACAUUCUGGCCAGAUAGUAGAUGAGGGAGAAUUGUGUUUCCAGGACCCAGAGGGUGAAAGCUGGUGCCUGGGGGAUGGGACCAAGCCUCCCACCACUGGUCAUUCUAUUCCGGCACAUUCUGCUGGGGAGAGCAAUAAAGCUGACAUUUGCCCUUGGGAUUUUGAAGAAUUGCCGGUAAAGCAAGUCACAGGGGUGAAAUCAUCAGAGAAAGACAGGGGCAAGGGUGACACAUUGGUAGAAGGGACAGGGGGGGGUCUUCACCAGGAUCGCCCAAAGUCUAAGCCCACAACACGGGUGGACAUUUGCCCCUGGGACUACGACUGUCCUACAUCCUCAAAUUCUGAGAGGGGUUCCAGUCUAGCACAGCUUUCAAAAUUAAAGGACUCUGUCUCAAAAAAGAGAGCCACAUCUUCCUCAAAGAUGGCAGAGAUGGAGAAGGAGAAGCCAAAGGAGAAGAAUAAUGAAAAAGGGAGACAGAAAAUGAGGGAGAGCACAGAGAAAUGGCCCAGCCAAUCGAAAAUAGAAGAAGUCUGUGCUUGGGAUGUGGAGAGCCCUACAGAGACAUUGCCUGGAGACACACCAAAAAGCUCAAGUAAACUGGGCAUUGGCCAAAAUAAACAAGCUGAUAUUUGUCCAUGGGAUUUUGAAGAUGAAUCAGAUAAUAAAGAACAGAACAGAAAUCCAUCUGCUGCGAAACAAAUCUCUCCAAACUUCAAAGGAGGUGAUUCUGGAAAGGCUAGAUUGGCGGAUGUUUGCCCCUGGGACUUUGAUGAGCCAACAUCAGGGAAAAACGCAUGACACUCGAUGUGGCUGGACAUCUCAAAAUGAACGUCCCAUUAGAUAAUUGUUUGUCAUUGAUACAAAACCCUCAAACCUUUACUAACAUUAUCACAACUUGGGUAUUCCUUGGGAAGGAAUUCCUUUGGAAGGAAUUUUUCCCCAAGUUGCCUUUUCCUUCCAGUGUUUUAUUUUGUCCUUUUUUGAGAAAAAACAAAGGAAAAUAGUGUCUUAUAUUAAGCAUUCCAGAUUCAUACUGAGUAUUUGCUUGAAUUCUUAGAUUAGUGUGGAUCUUACAAUUAUGCAACUCUGAGUCACUUUAUCCUCCAGUGAAGAACUCCUUACGAACUACAGUACUCUCAUAAUCCACCUCAGCCACUCAGAUCAUCACAGAGCCACUCCUCAAAUGCAUCGCACCACCAUAAAGUUCAUUAAAUGGUAAAACUGUAGCCUGCAGGAGCAAACUGGACCUGAAAGUAUGUAAAUAAUGUCCUCAUGCUAACAUGCUAUAUAUACAUUGUACCGCUGAAUGUGAUUUUGGCAGUUUAGCAAAGACUGGAGCUUAGUACCAACCGAAGAUGAAUGCCAAAGAUGUACUUUGAUAUAUACAUUCUUAUUUUGUGAACUGGCAUAAGACAGAGUAUUUUAUUGUCUAACUAGCAAUGAAUGAACAAGAUUAUGAGAAUUCAGUAAAUACAAUGAAAAUUCAUAUGUAAAAUGAGAAUUCAGUAAAUAUGAUGAGAAUUCAGAAGCCAAAUGAGAAUUCAGUAAAUACAGAGAAUUCAGAUGAAAAAUUAGAAUUCAGUAAGUACGAUGAGAAUUCAGAUGCAAAAUGAGAAUUCAGUAAAUAUGAUGAGAAUUCAGAAGCCAAAUGAGAAUUCAGUAAAUAGGAUGGGAAUUCAGAAGCCAAAUGAGAAUACAGUAAAUACGAUGAGAAUUCAGAUGUACAAUGAGAAUUCAGUAAAUACGAUGAGAAUUCAGAUGUAAAAUGAGAAUUCAGUAGAUACAAAGCUCCCUUCUUUGCGUCUGGAUGGCGUCAGAUGUGUCCUGCUGUCCUGAGUGGUGACAUUAUUUAUUUAAACACGUUGACAGUCUGGUUCAGUUUGUUUUUUUAAAAGUCAUGUUUAUCAUCCCUCAAGAUUUUUAUACACUCACUUUAUUUUUAUUAGCACCUGGAUUAUAAUUCUCACUAUCGUCGCCAUUUGCAGCUGUGACUUGAUAUAGUUUUUAUUUAGUUAGGUCUCUUUUUUGUCUAUAAUGUUACUGUUAUAACAGAUUGUAUUAUUAUUUUUUACAGAACAAUUUGGUGUAUGUUUUCAGCUGUUAUGCAUUGCAUUUUUACAUUAUGUAAUCCAACAAAUACCAUAUACAUUUAGAUAAAUCUUUUAGCACUUUUUCACCUAAACCUCAAAUCAAUCAUUCAGUCAGCUAACAAUAUCAAUCAAAUCAAUAUAGCUUGAAAAGCCCACUAAUUCCUGGAGGCUUCCAAUGAACUUCAGUGUAAUUAGAUAUGAAGUAAAUUAAAUAAUGAAAUGUUUCAAUGUAGUUGCUAUGUUUUAGAAUAAAUAAAAUACUCUUUGUUAAAUGGUUCAUAAAGUAGAAAGGGUGUGUAGAUUUUUAUUUAUGUGUUUAUUUUUAUAUUGAAAAAUACUAGGAAAAAAGUCUGUAUUUUUUUUUCAACAAAAAUAUAAUAUAUAAUUGUCUUGUUUAGCUGUGUGAAACUAUAUCUGAGAACUUGCAGCAUCCUCUAACUUGCAUUGUGACGAUUUUCUUUUUUUUUUAAAUGUAUGAUAGUUUCAUGCCUUAAUUAGUCAUUAGUUGACUUUCUAACAACCAUGCAGAGGACGUAGAGGCCAUGCAAUAAGGACUCAUCAGACCUAAUAACUCUGCAGCAUUCUCUGCUGUCUCAUGUUCAGUAAUUUGAUACCGUUCUUUUUGGGUUAUGGAAUUUGCUGGAAUGUGUUGUAAUAUAUAAUUAUAUUCUAGUACAUAAUACCUUGCUUAUUCCUUUGUUGAUAGUUUAAUGUUGAGCAAAAGUUUCAUGCAAUAUGUUCUUUUUAUUACUUUGGGGAUUUGUUUACUUUAUUUACUUGUACCAAAGAAAUCAAUAAGUACAACUGCUUGGGUGUCAACUUUAACCUUCUUUCAUUUUAGCAAUUUAACCCUGUAUAACCCUUUACUGCCACAUAAGCUUACAAAUGUACUUAAAUUAGACAGUGUCUACUUAGAAGCAUAACAGUGGUGUCUAAGUGAAUAUGAAUGUCGUCUUCCAUCAAAAUUACUCAGCUCUGCCAAAAUCAUGAUAACUGGUUUGAGUCCCAAGACUGUCUGAGGCUUCCCGCGAUCUUCCCAUAUUCGUCUCUUAAUGCCUGUCCUGAACAUGACAUUUACGAGACACAAGGUGGCAUUUAAGGCCCUUCUUCACAAGUGAUUAUUUUAAAAUUGAAGGGACAGUAAGGCAUGUUGACCUGAAUACAGUUAUCAGUCAGAGAGUUUGGUAAAUAGUGUCAAAACUGGGAUUGAUGACUGCAGGACUCUUAGCUGUCCAACUAGGGCGUUAUCAGAUGCUUCAGACACUAAACGGUUUAAGCCCCACUGGAGUAUUCUAGUCACAGAACAGUCCCAGAUUGCAGUUUUCCAGCCUCUCCAUCUUGCUAUAUGCCAGUUAAUCCAUUAGACAACCUAGGAGGCAGCCUAUGGCGCCAUCUUCUGAGAGAGCACAGACUUAUCAAAUUAAUUAUCAAACCGGCAUUUUUGGAAGAAUCUGAGACUUGGGGAACUGAGCUAUUCCUUGCAUUAUGUGUAAGAAGGAGAGAGUGGAGUCUAAUAAGAGCAAAUCAUUCUUGAGGCAUAAAAGCAGGAAGAUAGACCUUGAUAUUCUCUCCCAUUGUCCCGCUGCCUUUUGGAAAAUUAGACAUCUCGACACAUUCCUCUUAUGUUAACAACUUUUAUACACUAUAUAAAUGUGUGUAGGGAAUGUUCUGGACGUGAUCCUGCUGCAGCUGUUACCUUUUCCUGUUAAUCGACAAUACGGCACUUUAGCGUCAGGCUAAUCGCUUAAACUAAAUGCUAAUUAAAUUCUGUUUUUGGGGAUUUGCUUAUGGUGAUAUCUGUUUCUUUUCUGUAGCUUCUGCAUGAAAAUGAUAACUAGCCAGAUGGACAAUUCUCUGCCCUCAAGAAAACAAAACUCUAGUCAUUGGACUGUUAUGAAUUGUAUAGUGAGUGAAAUGGUACCUUAACCAACAUAUUACCUGCUCGUUAAAACAAGAUGCUGUGUGAUAAGCAUAUAGCAUCCACCUGAAAAUAUUUGGUAGGUUUAUAUUGUGUUAUAUUG